Messenger RNA from Effrenium voratum, 807 nucleotides. The record is from the annotation of a GenBank genome assembly. NCBI's taxonomy places the organism in Eukaryota, Dinophyceae, Suessiales, Symbiodiniaceae.
AAGUGGCUCAAGGAAGUUGGAAGGGACACUGAGUUGGGUAUUGCGGCCUUAGGCCAGCUCCCUAAAAGCGUGCGCCUGUCAUGGGCUUGGCGUGUGGGAAGUCCCAUUUGCCUCAGCUGCCCGAGUCCAAGACCGCUACGCCCGGCCCUGCAGGAGAUGAUGACUGGAGAGCGCUGCUGACGGCACCAUCCGGACCCAGCGCUGCAUCCCCGCAACGGCGACAAGAACCAGUGCCAGAGCGAGCUCGACAAGAGAAAGAGCAGACACCGAGGGUAGAACAAGCAGAAGCGCGGCAAGAGCAGGACCCUGAAGAACCUUAUGGGCUUUUGGAUGAAUAUGUGGAUGACCUGCUCGGCAUUCCUGCAAAAGACCGACCAUCCUGGCAGAGGCCCUCCUGGAAAGAGACCCAGGGCGACCUCAGUGCAAAGGUGCCUCAGAUGGUGCGGGAGGAUGGAUCUCGAGGGCCCGCACUGGCAACUCCGGAAAAGUUGCCUUCCUCGUGGCUUGGAACUCUCUGGGGAUCUCUGUACCGGCACUUGCAUGAGAAAACCAGAGAAAACCCGGUUGCUGUGCAGCAAGUUGACCGUGUGGAACGGGGCAUGUGACCUAGGUCCUACAUGGCAGGAGUUCUGAGCGGCUGGGCUGCGAUCGACAGCGACAAGGUGACUACAGAUGCAAAGGAUGCAAAGGAGGGACCGGCCCCCAAGCGACGGGUGGAGAGGCCCCGGGACUGACUGGGCAUCGCACGCGAAGCGGCGGUCCCCAGAGGCCCAGAGGCAAGAGACCACCUGGGAGCGCUGGAACUGG